This is a messenger RNA of Aspergillus ruber CBS 135680, 1092 nucleotides long. RefSeq names its product MYG1 family protein. Gene Ontology annotation, cellular component: cytoplasm; nucleus. The record is from RefSeq and is a predicted model, not a curated record. Bases 1 to 1092 code for a protein of 363 amino acids. The transcript has 2 exons. NCBI's taxonomy places the organism in Eukaryota, Fungi, Ascomycota, Eurotiomycetes, Eurotiales, Aspergillaceae.
AUGGCCGAAGAAACUACUACAAAGAAGCUCAAGACCUCCCCACCCGUCCUCGGAACCCAUAACGGUCAUUUCCAUGCCGACGAAGCUCUCGCUGUUUACCUUCUCCGUCUGCUCCCCACGUACUCAUCUUCUCCUCUUGUUCGUACCAGAGAUCCGGCCCAGCUUGAGCAAUGUCACACCGUUGUCGAUGUCGGUGGGGAGUAUGAUCACUCCCGCAACCGCUAUGAUCAUCACCAACGGACUUUCGCGACCUUCUUCCCCAACCAUGAAACAAAACUCUCGUCUGCUGGAUUAGUUUACAUGCACUUUGGUCGUGCGAUUAUUGCCCAGCAUACCGGAUUGCCGCUAGACCACGAAGAUGUCUCCAUUUUGUACGAGAAGCUUUACACCAGCUUCAUUGAGGCCAUCGAUGCCAACGACAACGGUAUCUCCUCUUACGACCCCGCAGCUAUCGCAUCCGCUGGUAUUGAGAAAAGGUUCAAAGAUGGUGGGAUUACAAUCACCUCCGUGGUGGGCGAUAUGAACAAUCCGGACCCUACCUGCCCGGAAGAGCCCCAAGAUGAAGACAGUCUCUUUAGUCGUGCAAGCACUUUCAUUGGAAACGUCUUCACCCGCAAGUUGCACCACGCCAGCACAUCUUGGCUACCCGCCCGCACGACCGUCCGUGAUGCGUAUCACUCGCGACGGGACGUCCACUCCUCCGGCCGCAUCAUCGUGUUGCCCAAGGCUGGCAUCCCCUGGAAGGAGCAUCUGUACAAUUUCGAAAAGGAGGCUUCGGGUAAUGGAGAUACCAUCCCUGAGAAUGAGGUCUUCUAUGUUCUCUACGCCGAAAGUACCGCAGAGGACGCUAAGUGGCGGGUGCAGUGUGUCUCGACCUCCGAAAGUAGCUUCGAGUCUCGCAAGCCUCUGCCUGAGUCGUGGCGUGGUGUUCGUGACGCGGAUCUGGACGGCGUCAUUGCCACAGAGGCAAAUAAGUCUGGCAAGCCUAAGAUUCCCGAGGGUGCCAUCUUCACCCACGCGAGUGGGUUUAUCGGUGGCCACAAGAACAAGGAGGGUGCUUUUGCCAUGGCCGUGCGGAGCUUGGAGCAGUAA